AUGGUUCAGGAAGGGUUCAGUGAGCGACGAGGUGCCCGACCUCAAACUCCUGACAUCGCCAGGGUAGCGAUUGUUCUCACUGACGGUCGUUCUCAAGACAAUGUGACUGGACCUGCUGAGUCGGCUAGGAAGUUGAACAUCAACACGUUCUCCAUCGGUGUCACCGAUCACGUACUGGCCAGUGAGCUUGAAGCCAUUGCGGGAUCACCUACUCGAUGGUUCUACGUCGACAAGUUCAAGGUGAGCGCUGUGGGAUUUGUUUCUCCAGAUAUCUUCCUUCCUCGAAGGUUGAGAGAGUAG
Haemonchus placei is the source of this 300-nucleotide messenger RNA. Lineage: Eukaryota; Metazoa; Nematoda; Chromadorea; Rhabditida; Trichostrongylidae. The record is from the annotation of a GenBank genome assembly.